AGUUGAAAGCACAGUUCACACUGACUUGCAAACGUGAUCAACAUGAACCCGCUCAAGAUUUUCUGUUUCGUGGCUUUACUCGUUGCUGCCGCUAGUGCUUCACCCAAACGUGGCAACAACAGGAAUAAUGCCGCCUCGAACAGUUUGAAGCCUACAGAUUGGUUGUCGGUUUCCGAGCUCCAGUCAAUGCAACCAGUCGAGGAUUUAGCUUUGCAAAAGUUGGAGAACUUGUCCGUGGAGGAAGGCCAACAGGAAAUUCAGAAAAAUUAUCACCUAUCCCAAAUCAACCAUGCUCUGCAGCCAUCAUUUGUUCCAAGUCCCAGUAAUGUGCCCGUAGUCUUGAUGAAACCCAAUGGUCAACCUGAGCGCACCAAUCUCAAUAAUUUGGCUGAAGCCGCAAAACAACAGCGCAACUUUGGCAAUCAGGAGGUUACCAUUUUCAUCACUGGCUUGCCACAGACCAGCCCUGCAGUCGCAAAGGCCAACAAGAAGUUAGUUCAGGCGUACAUGCAACGUUAUUAUGGUCAACAACAACCAAUCGACAUCAACAGCAAGGAAUAUGAUUAUGGCAGCAUUAAUGGUAACCAAAUUUCCUCUUCCAGCGAAGAAGACAAUGAUUCAAGCAAGAAUCCAAGACCCACUCGAGGAGACCUUGUCAUCAUCAACUUAGGCGCCACAUUGACCGACAUGAAACGCUAUGCCCUCCUCGAUGUAGACGAAACCGGUAAAAUGAUUGGCAAAGCUAUUGUUCAAUUGACCAACGAAGUUGAUGUGCCAGAAGAAAUCAUUCACAUUGUUGCCCAGGGUAUUGCUGCUCAGGUUGCCGGACCCGCCGCACGUGAAUACAAACGUUUGACUGGUCAUAAAAUCCGCCGUAUCACAGCGUUGGAUCCCUCUAAAAUUUACGCCAAGAACAAUGAAAUGAUAACUGGCUUAACCCGUGGAGAUGCUGAUUUCGUCGAUGCCAUCCAUACCUCGACUUGUGGAAUGGGAACACAUGAACGCGUCGGUGAUGUCGAUUUCUACGUUAAUGGUCCCGGAUCAAUUGCCCCUGGCGCUAACAAUGUGGUUGAAGCAUCUAUGCGUGCUACACGUUACUUCGCCGAGACGGUGCGCCCAGGAAAUGAGAGCAACUUCCCCGCUCUCGCCGCCAACUCUUUGAGCCAAUACGAAAAUAACGAAGGCACUGGAAAACGCGCCUACAUGGGUAUUGCCACCGAUUUCGAUUUGGAAGGUGACUACGUUCUGAAGGUUAACGCCAAGAGUCCAUUCGGCAAGAGCUCUCCCGCCCAACAGCAAAACGCUUACCACCGUCAACACAACACAUGGAAAAGCGGCAACCCCUUGAACAUGAAGUAACAAACUAACUAUCCAUCCUAUCUUUUCCACACAUAAUUUUUGUAACUUUCAAAAAAAAAAAAAUAAAGGAUUAAUUUUUGUAUGUAAAAAA
Molecule: messenger RNA, 1450 nt
Organism: Anastrepha obliqua
Lineage: Eukaryota; Metazoa; Arthropoda; Insecta; Diptera; Tephritidae
Product: vitellogenin-1-like
Exons: 3
Coding region: 43-1359 (438 amino acids)
Molecular function (GO): lipase activity
Source: RefSeq, a predicted model, not a curated record